Messenger RNA from Tribolium castaneum (red flour beetle), 576 nucleotides. Its product is annotated as 14 kDa phosphohistidine phosphatase. Gene Ontology annotation, biological process: peptidyl-histidine dephosphorylation. Gene Ontology annotation, cellular component: cytosol. The coding region runs from base 87 to 554 and encodes 155 amino acids. Gene Ontology annotation, molecular function: protein histidine phosphatase activity. The transcript has 2 exons. The record is from RefSeq and is a predicted model, not a curated record. NCBI's taxonomy places the organism in Eukaryota, Metazoa, Arthropoda, Insecta, Coleoptera, Tenebrionidae.
AAUUUCUAUCCCAAAUUAAUUUAUACUUGGAAUUUAUAAAUAAAAUAAAACCAAACGUAACCAUUUGAAAAACCCCAAACGAUAAAAUGUCACUGUCAGGAUCCCAAUUUUUCUUGUCAAAUUUCGUAAAAGUAAGGUUAUUGAGUCAUUACCGGUGUUUUGCAAACAUGUCUGUGAUUCCCCAAGUAGCCGACGCCGACAUUGACCCAAACGGUGUCUUUAAAUACAUCCUUAUCAAGCUCACUUGUCCCAACUCUGAUGGUAAAAUUGAGGAGAAAAACAUCGUACGAGGCUAUGCUUCAUGCCCUUAUCACUCCGAUAUCAACGAUAAAGUUACGGAAGAAUUACAAAAUUUAAAAUCAGCAAAAACUAUCAGAGAUUGGCGUACAAAAGUUUUAGGCGGUGGAAGAAUUAAUCAUGAUUCUGAGGCAAAAAACAUCAAAGUUUAUGGAUAUUCUCAAGGUUACGGCAAAGCAGACCAUGAAAUAACUGUGGAGAUUUUGAAAAAGAAGUAUUGCGAUUACAACAUCACCUGGUCCGAUGAGGGGUAUUAGGAGGGUAUUUAUUUAACGUAAC